AUGAACUUCUCUGGAUUAGGAUCCUACUCUAAGUCAGUGAAUGAAUUCAUCCUUCUGGGGUUUCCCUGCAGUAAGGAAAUUCAAGUCAUCCUGUUUAUGUUCUUCUCCAUCGUCUACCUCCUGACUCUCAUGGGAAACAUAGCUAUUAUCUGUGCUGUGUGUUGGAACCAGCAUCUCCAUACCCCCAUGUACAUCCUGCUGGGGAAUUUUGCAUUCUUGGAGAUCUGGUAUGUCAACGCCACUGUCCCAAACACACUGGUCAACUUCCUCUCAGAUACCAAAGCCAUCUCAUUCACUGGUUGCUUUCUCCAGUUGUAUUUUUUCUUUUCUAUGGGCUCCACUGAGUGCUUCUUUCUCUCAGUAAUGGCCUUUGACCGAUACUUUGCUAUCUGUCGUCCUCUGCAUUAUGCCACAAUUAUGACUGGACAACGUUGUAUCCACCUUGUGAUUUCCUGUUGGGUGUGUGGUUUUCUCUGGUACCUAGUGCCUGUUAUUCUCAUCUCUCAUUUGCCUUUUUGUGGUCCUAAUGUGAUUGAUCACUUUGUAUGUGACUCAGGCCCAUUGCUGACCCUUUCAUGUACUCCUGCUCCUAUGUCAAAGCUCAUUAGCUAUACACUGAGCUCCCUCAUCAUCCUCCUUAGCUUCCUUUUCAUCGUCAUUUCCUAUGCCCUGGUUCUACUUGCUGUUCUUCAGUUGCCCUUGGCAUCCAGUCGGCAUAAGGCCUUUUCUACCUGUGGGUCCCAUUUGGUCGUGGUUCUGUUGUUCUAUGGUACUAUUAUGGUGAUGGAUGUGAGCCCUGGAUUCAGCCACUCUACCUUAAUGUCAAAGAUCAUGACUUUGUUCUAUGCAAUGGUGACUCCACUCUUCAAUCCCCUGAUUUACAGUCUCAGAAAUAAGGAGAUGAAAAGUGGUCUGUGGAAAGUUCAGGAAAAGCUUAAGAUUUCUUUAAAAGUCUUUGGCAGACAGUCCAGAAGGAGUGUGGAAUAA
Messenger RNA from Tupaia belangeri chinensis (Chinese tree shrew), 987 nucleotides. Its product is annotated as olfactory receptor 11H12. The record is from RefSeq and is a predicted model, not a curated record. The coding region runs from base 1 to 987 and encodes 328 amino acids. Gene Ontology annotation, biological process: G protein-coupled receptor signaling pathway. Gene Ontology annotation, molecular function: G protein-coupled receptor activity; olfactory receptor activity. Gene Ontology annotation, cellular component: membrane. NCBI's taxonomy places the organism in Eukaryota, Metazoa, Chordata, Mammalia, Scandentia, Tupaiidae. The transcript has a single exon.